Suillus plorans is the source of this 1515-nucleotide messenger RNA. Its product is annotated as vitamin B6 photo-protection and homoeostasis-domain-containing protein. The record is from RefSeq and is a predicted model, not a curated record. The coding region runs from base 1 to 1515 and encodes 504 amino acids. The transcript has 6 exons. Lineage: Eukaryota; Fungi; Basidiomycota; Agaricomycetes; Boletales; Suillaceae.
AUGACAACCAGCAGCUCAGUGGUCGCAGAAAGGGAUGAAACUGGACGUAUAUUCUACACCACCGUUGGACAUAGUACCGAUAUCCCAGCCAAGAAGGUACGCACCGUAGCAAGCCUCCCAGCCCUAUCUCAUCCCACAGCUUCGCGACAGACCGCACGUACCACCGAUACUUCCCGAGACCGACUUUUCAAUGAAAAACCCUUGCAAGCUCUAGGACGUAGCAUCUCAGCGAUAUUCCUCCCAGCUGGAUAUCCAAACACUGUCACUCCUGAUUAUCUGCACUAUCAAAUGUACAAUGACGUGCAGGAAUUUUGCAGUUCUUUGUCAGGUUUACUGGCUUCCAGAGGCGCGCUCGAAGGUUUUGGAGUGGGAAAUGCAUCAGCAUCAGCAACUCAGGCGCUCCUUUUAUCAGUCCUGAAAGAUGUUUGUUCGCGGUUCACAACCAUAAUAGGCGCCUAUUACUUUGGUACCUCGCUAUACCCCGAAACCAAAACAUUCCGCUUUCUCGCAGACGUCAUCAACGACACAUCUAUCGUUUUAGACACUAUAUCCCCAUAUUUCACCAGCAUAUCCCUAUCCACCACAUCUCCAUAUAUCCCUUCAGGCUCGACUCUCCAAGUCGCAGCGUUGUGUAUGAGCGGAGCCAUGAGAUCUCUCUGCAGUCUCGUAGCAGGCGGAUCAAAAGCAGCACUCACAGACCACUUCGCUUCACCCGUGAACAGCAAAGGUGACGUAGGCGAAUUGAACGCUAAAAACGCGAGCAGAUCAACUGUGGUUGCAUUGACAGGCGUCUUGCUUGGAACGCUUAUUGUUCCUUAUAUCACGACCCGCACCUCAAUUUACACCGCCCUUUUCUUUCUCGUCUUUGGCCAUCUUUUAGCCAAUUAUCUUGCGGUGCGCAGUGUCGUACUCCGAUCGUUUAAUAGGCAACGGUCUAGUAUCCUUUGGAGUACAUUCCGUAACACAAAAGCAGGAGCAGACGGACGUUCUGUCGGGUUGACCCCAAGAGAUGUAUCGAACCGAGAGAUAAUUCUAGAUAUUCCCAGCCGCAUCCGCGAUGCAGUCGCCGACCGAGUCAUCGGACACUGCUCAUUAGGCGUAUCAGUGCAGUACGCUAUGACACGCUGCAACACACCGCACGUCCUCAAGAUGCUUCAGCACUUCCAGGAACAACCGUAUGUUCUCUUUGUGGCGGAGUCUCGAUCGUGGGGGCAACGCGGACCGUGUAUCUUGGUGUCUUUCAAAGAAGGAUACGGAUCCCUGGACCAGUUACGUGCUUGGUUGCAUGCGCUGGAGAUAGCUGCGAUGUGGAGUACCCGACAUAUGCGUCCCAGUGUUACUAGUCCUAGUGAAAUCGAGGACAUGGCGCUCUCGGCACAUGAAACCCUCAGGAAGGAGUUCUCUGGUUUCAUGAGGUGCAUGAAUGAAGCGGGGUGGAAUAUUGAUGAAGGCGCGAUGACGAUGGGGUCGCCGGGUAGUGUGAUUAUGUCACCUGAGACUACGAAGGAUGCAUGA